This is a messenger RNA of Gordionus sp. m RMFG-2023, 3189 nucleotides long. RefSeq names its product 2-oxoadipate dehydrogenase complex component E1-like. Gene Ontology annotation, biological process: tricarboxylic acid cycle. The transcript has 12 exons. Lineage: Eukaryota; Metazoa; Nematomorpha; Gordioida; Chordodea; Parachordodidae. The coding region runs from base 194 to 2809 and encodes 871 amino acids. The record is from RefSeq and is a predicted model, not a curated record. Gene Ontology annotation, molecular function: thiamine pyrophosphate binding; oxoglutarate dehydrogenase (succinyl-transferring) activity.
UUAUAAAACUCUAGUAUAUUCUUACUAUAACAAUUUGCAAAUUAGUAUUAAUGAUAAUGCACUGCAAUUUAAGGCAAAUCUAAAAAAUAAAAUAAAUCUUUGUAAAAUUCUGAAUGAUUCUCAGAUAUUGGACCAUUUUUUUCACAAAAAAUUUCCUUCCUUAAAGUGGUACUCUAAUGAAGGCUCUGAGAGUAUGAUAGCAUUUAUAAAUGAAUUAAAACAAAGUUAUCUAUCAUCCAAUACCUUAUUUAAAACUGAACUCUCAACUCAAAAUAAUGAUAAUAUCAAAUAUCUCUUCAUUUGUAUGCCACAUAGAGGAAGAAUAAAUAUUUUGCAUCAAUUUUUAAAAUUUAAAUCAGAAGCCUUGUUUACCAAAAUUUUAGGAAGCUCAGAAAUAGAUCCUAAUAUGGCUAAUUAUGGAUUAACUGGUGAUGUUUUAUCUCAUUUAUAUAAAAGAUCUAAUAUGGAAUAUUCAUGUAUUUCAAAAAAAGGUUCUUUGGAUAUCACUCUUCUCCCUAACCCUUCCCAUCUCGAAGCUAUUAACCCUGUCGCAUGUGGUUUUGUUAAAGCUCAUCAAAUCCAUCAUUCGAUUCGGGAAAAAUAUAGUGACGUCGAUGUUUACAAGGGUAUUCAUAAUUAUUUGGCGCGAACCAAUUCUCUGUUAUUGCAAAUACACGGGGAUGCGGCUUUCGCGGGGCAAGGCGUGAUUUACGAGACAUUUAAUUUAGCUAACCUCGAACAUUACGAUAUAGGAGGGUCCGUGCAUCUCGUAGUGAACAAUCAGUUGGGAUUUACCGCCGAACAUUUUCAAACACGAUCGAGCCCUUACCCUACCGAUAUAGCUAAGAUUAACGGAUAUCCAAUAAUACAUGUAAAUGGCGACUAUCCCGAAUUAGCGGCUAUCGCGGCUCAAGUAGCACUGGCUUACAGGCAAAAAUAUCAAAAAGACGUUCUAGUUAAUUUAGUUUGUUACCGCAAAUACGGGCAUAACGAAAUAGAUGAUCCAACUUUUACCAAUCCUCACAUCUACCGUAUGAUACAGGCCAAAAAAUCGGUUCCAGACAUGUACACACAAAAUCUGGUUAAUAUUCUAUCCAAUAACCACAGCGAAACUUAUAAGGAAUACUCUACUCUAGAGUAUUGGGACAAAUAUAAGGAGGAUUCUCAAAAAAAACUUAACGAUGCUUUAACAGCAGCCCGCGAUUAUGUUAAUUCGUCUACCAAGGAAAAUUUUGAUCAAGGAAAGUUUUAUGAUUACAACCUUUUAUCUCUCCCAUCGAAUGGCGGGCUUACUGAUCGACAAAUGACACCAUCGAUAUCAAAAACAGAUGUUUCUCAAUACUUUCCGUUUCAUAAUUCCGUAUGGUAUACCGGUUUACCCAUUAGCGCGUUAGCAUAUAUCGCCAAUAAAUCGGUCGAUAUACGCGCUCAUAAUGACACAUACUAUAAACAUUUUAAGCUGCAUCCUCACCUCGAAAAAGUGCAUGUUUUGCCGCGGAUAAACUUAUUUAGCAAAAGCGUCGAUGAGAUAGUUGUCGAUUGGGGUACCUCGGAAACGAUAGCACUCGGCUCGUUAUUGCUGCAAGGAAUUCAUAUUAGGUUUUCGGGACAAGACUCGGGUAGGGGAACAUUUAGUCAUAGGCAUUUCGAAUUCACGGACUACAACACGUUGAACUAUCCUAUUAUAAAUGAAGAAGUUUCAACGAAUGAUCCACUCAAGCUUUAUCAAUGUCCCGCAAAAAUAAUUCCCUUGAAUCAUAUGGUACCUAGACAGAAGGCUUUUCUGCAGAUAAUUAAUAGCCCUCUUCACGAGUUAGGAGCCCUCUCAUUCGAACUGGGAUACUCUUGGUACAACCCUCAUAAUUUAGCUCAUAAAGAAAGUUCCCGCACGCUUCCUAACCCACCUUCCACCACCAUGGUUAUUUGGGAAGCUCAAUUCGGUGAUUUCUUUAACGGAGCCCAGACGUUGAUCGAUACAUUCAUUAGCUCAUGUUACGAGAAAUGGGGUUUAAGCACUGGUUUAGUACUUUUGUUGCCUCACGGCAUGGAUGGAACCGGCCCGGAACAUUCAUCCUGCAGGGUUGAACGAUUCUUACAGCUUUCUAACGACCCUCAAUCUAUGAAAAAUUUGGGAUAUAAACAAAUUAUACAGGAUAAGAAAGAAAGAGAGCCAGAAAAAUACAUCAACUUUACUGUCGUAAAUCCUACAACUACCGCGCAAUACUUUCAUUUGCUAAGGGCUCAUGCUUGUUCUUUAAAUGAUGGUAAACUAACCGCGCCAUUAAUCGUUGUAGCCCCUAAAUUACUAAUAAGAUUCGAGGCUGCGAAAUCACGUAUCGCUGAAUUCACUGGAGACACUCAUUUCUUACCCGUUUUAGACGAUCCACGUCCAUUUCAACGCAUCACUAGAUUAGUAUUCUGCAGUGGCAAACAUUAUUACUCGCUCUUAAAUCAUGCUCCCAAUUUGAAGAAGAUGAAUUCUAAUACAGAAUCAAAUUACCUUGCCCCGGACACCGUUAAAAUUGUAAGGAUAGAACUUUUGUCCCCUUUUCCAGCUUAUCAUAUUCAAACCAUUCUAUCUAAACAUUCCCGCGAUCAUAUAGCAGAUUUAGUAUGGGCCCAGGAAGAACACAAGAAUCAGGGCCCUUGGAAUCAUAUUCAAACGAGAUUUUUAAAUUAUUUUGGUAUUCGGCUUAAAUAUGCCGGAAGAAGUGAGUCAUCAGUCCCGGCAACUGGAAUAUCCAGUUUAUUUAAAAGUCAAGAAACCGAUAUUUUAAAAGCAGCUUUUUAUAAAGAUUUGCCUUUUUAAUAAUUUAUAAUUAUUUAAUUAAUUUUAUUUAUUUUUUAAAAUAUUUAUUUAUAGCAUUAAAAUUAUUUUGAUGAUACUUGGACACAUUUUCGAAAAGUGUUGAAUAUGCAAAUACAUUAAUAUAUAUUUUUAUUUUUGAAAUAUUUUGGCUACCGAAAUCUUCCAAAAAAAAUAAAAAUGUAUCUUCAUUUCAGUGAACAAGCUAGGGGAGCAUCAUUGAAGCAGCGGGCGCUUAGCGCUCUUUGAAGCAAAAGGCCCCAUUGCUUUUCACUGUAAUUUUUGUUAAAAAAAUUAUCAAAGAAAAUUAAUAUUAAUCUUUACACUAUAUUAAAAAUGAAUGCUAUAUUUUUUUAGGUUCAGGAAACAAGUUGAAAAUUGUU